Messenger RNA from Maniola jurtina (meadow brown), 2694 nucleotides. It is a transcript of the gene GCS1, whose product is annotated as mannosyl-oligosaccharide glucosidase. The transcript has 16 exons. Gene Ontology annotation, biological process: protein N-linked glycosylation; oligosaccharide metabolic process. Lineage: Eukaryota; Metazoa; Arthropoda; Insecta; Lepidoptera; Nymphalidae. Gene Ontology annotation, cellular component: endoplasmic reticulum membrane. The coding region runs from base 121 to 2541 and encodes 806 amino acids. Gene Ontology annotation, molecular function: Glc3Man9GlcNAc2 oligosaccharide glucosidase activity. The record is from RefSeq and is a predicted model, not a curated record.
AAAAUUUAUUGACGUUUUCCGAACUCGAACAUCGGCGCUAAAUUUUAUCAAAAAUUCAUGAAAUUAAACUGAAAACGUAUACAUUUCUGUGUUGGAAAUAAACUUUAAUGGUUCACCGAAAUGGUUAAAAACAGAAAAUUGACUACGCAACAAAAACAUGGGAAUAAUAACGAAUCUAGUAGUAGUUCGGGCGGCAGUGAAUCCUCUUUCGCCAGUCGAACUUUUCACUUGUUAUCUAUUUGGAAAACGGGUGUUGGAGUGGUGUGCUUUAUGAUAGCAGUGUAUAUAGGUACCCUAGGCUACCUGGAAACGAGGGUGAAUACCCCACUAGAUGAAGAAAAGGCAGUCAAAAAUUCAGGGUUGGCAGUGCCAGAGAGGUACUGGGGCAGCUACCGUCCAGGCGUGUACUUUGGGCUUAAGAGCCGUGAUCCUAGAUCACCAGUGUUUGGCAUGAUGUGGUAUGAACUUGCUGCAUCUGCACAUAAAGGAAUAAGACAUUGGUGUGAACAAAAUGACAACCUCCCUUCAUAUGGCUGGCUCCGGCAUGAUGGAGUGUUUUUUGGGGAACAGCUAAUAUCUGAUCCUCCUCACAAUAUACACACCUCCUUCAUCAAGUCUCCUGGAGGGGAGCAUGGGGGGCAUUGGACUGCACGGAUCAAUGUCACUGCUUCCGGCAAAAUGAAUACCCCCUUCGUAUUGGUAUGGUACGGCGCGUUGGACGAGUCCUUGGGUGCAGGGCCACACUCACGCCUGUGGUCCGAGCGGGGGACAUUACUGGGGCACACACCAGCUUUGGGCAACUUCAAAGUGCAUCUUGUACCACAUUCCGGUAAACUAAUACACUCGUCGUUUUCCGAGGCGCAUGUACCAGGGCUUAAUGUUCUAAAGGAGAAGUUCUAUUCUCUGUUGAGGGUGGAGAAACAUCCACACUUCGGCCGUCUUGCUGUUAUGGGACCAGACGAAGAACUCAAAGAACAGGGCAAGGAAGUAAACUUCGUCCCCAUACAAUUGUUAGUGGAAACACCCUUUGUAUUAGACGUGGUGUACACAACCGAAGAUUUUCCAACACCCCCUAUAAAGGGGGAUGAAUACACGGAGACUAUGGAAAACUUGACAAAGGAAUUUGAUGAGAAGUUUGAGGAGAAGUUUGGAUUACUGGAAAAGGGCUACUCAGAAGAGGAUGUGGCGAUAGCAAAAGCGGCUAUGUCGAACAUGAUAGGAGGUAUCGGCUACUUCUAUGGCGCAAGUCGGGUGCAGUCACAGUAUACUAAAGAGCCUGUGCCUUAUUGGAAGGCGCCUUUGUACACUGCUGUGCCUAGCAGAUCCUUCUUUCCCCGGGGUUUCCUCUGGGACGAAGGGUUCCACGGUCUACUCAUUGGACGGUGGUCACCAGAAAUACAACUUGACAUCGCAGCCCACUGGCUUGAUCUCAUCAACGUUGAGGGUUGGAUUCCACGGGAGCAAAUACUAGGAGCGGAGGCGUUAGCAAGAGUUCCCAAAGAGUUCGUAGUACAAAGCAACGCGGCUGCCAACCCACCUAUGCUGCUCAUAACAAUCGCUCGCCUGGUCAAAGCCAAGCCACACAUGUUCAAGAUAGAUUCGCCACAUCGGAAGACUUUGGAUAGGAUGUUUCCUAGAUUACAGGCGUGGUAUCAAUGGUUUCAAUCAACGCAAAAGGGUGAAGAGCCUAUGUCAUAUAGAUGGAGAGGAAGAGAGGACGAUGGAGUCCAAUUGAACCCUAAAACCUUGACUUCAGGACUUGAUGACUAUCCCAGAGCCUCCCAUCCUUCAGAUAUAGAACGGCACGUGGACCUUCGCUGCUGGAUGUACGCGGCCGCAGAUGCCAUUGCCACUAUAGCCCAAGUUCUCGAGCUGGAUUCGGAAAAGUUCGAAUCAACAAGGGACCAGUUAGGCAAUGAAGAUCUUCUGAACGAACUCCACUGGUCUCCUCACACGCAUACUUAUGCCGACUAUGGUUUACAUACAGACGGGGUCCGAUUCGUCCGACAGCCGAAUAAGAACCAGCAAGAGGGAUCCAGAUUGGUUCGAAGCGUGACCAUAGCGCCGCAACCGCGCCUAGUCACCUCUGCUUUCGGCUAUGUAUCCUUGUUCCCCAUGCUCCUCAAAGUUCUGCAGCCUGAGAGCGAGAAACUGGGGAAAAUACUAGAAAUGUUGGACAAACCUGACUUAUUAUGGUCACCCUAUGGCUUGAGAUCCCUAUCAAAGCUGUCCCCGCUGUAUAUGAAGCGCAACACAGAACACGACCCGCCGUACUGGCGCGGGCAAGUGUGGAUCAACAUCAACUAUCUCGCUCUCUCUGCGCUCAAACACUACUCCAGUGUGAGAGGACCCCACAAGGAACGCGCGCUCGCUCUUUACACGGCGCUCAAGGACAACGUAGUGCGUAAUAUCCUAUCAGAAUACAAAAGAACCGGCUACCUCUACGAACAGUAUUCCGGGGAAGAUGGUCGCGGUAGUGGGUGCAAGCCCUUCACCGGCUGGACUGCACUCGUAGUACUCAUAAUGGCGGACGACUAUUAAACGCAGCACGCGUCAUCAAAGUUGAAACUGUACGUCAAUUUUUAGGCUUCCGUACCUCUAAAAGAAAAACGGAACCCUUAUAGGAUCACUUUGUUGUCUGUCCGUCAAGAAACCUAUAGGGUACUUCCCGUUGACCUAGAAUCAUGGAAUUUG